CGUUUCGGAUGCACUUUUCGAGGUCCCGAUAGUUGUCUAGCAAAGUAGUUUCAGAAGAAGUUAGCCUUUUCUCAGUUAGUACAACUAAAUCCCAGUGCGGAGGUGUGGGUGUGUGUGUUUUGGCCACAGGCUUGAGGGGAAGCAGAAGGGUUGCCUCUGUUGCUGUUUUUUGCGGGAAAAGUGUAACACCAGCGUUUUAUUUUUUUCCCUGCCCGUUUGCCGUGUCGUCGUUCGUCUUCCUGGAAAGACGGGGAGGUACCAUUUACUCCAGCUGUUUUGUGUGGAAAUUUCCCGGGCAAAAGCGUACAGGGAAAAGGAAAUUGAUUUAUACACUGCUGAGGAAGGAGCCCCUCGUCCUCUGCCCGGCGGGGUAGUUUGUUCGGUCGCCCAAGCGGAAGUGAAGAGAAAAAGAUCUAGCGAUCUGUGUGUAAAGUGGCAAUUUUUUCGCCGAAUUCCGACCGUUUGUCGGACGGAGUGUGGAAACUAGGCCAAAAGUGGUUGUGAGUUCGUUUGUCUGUGUGGGGUUGUUUUUGUAGAGUGUGCUUUUACGUGCGAAAAGCGGUUAAAUUCCGCCAGGUCGGUUGUCUACGGUUCAGCGCCAAGGGAAAAGAUAACACGGAAGCAACAACUGGAGUAACUGACGGUGGUGGUGUAAAGUGGUGUGCCCUCUCUCUCUCCCGCGCAUUUGACGUGACUCUAGUCGGCGUCGUCGAGGGGCGCUGCUGCAUUCGCUGUGCAGGACUGUGACAUAGGUUCCGGGUCGGAGGAAGCUCUUCGUGAAGGAAUUAAUUUCGUCGACACGGAAGCCAUCGACGGGCAGUGACAGUAGUUUGGAGACCGACUGAACUUUUAAUCGAAUUCAAAUAAAAACUACGGUAAAAUCGAAUAAAACGAACCUUAUCAAACAACCGCCCACUAGUUGAAAAACCGCAGCGGAAAAAAACGGACCGAACCGGAGGCAACCGCUAGGUGAGUCACCAUCGUCGCAUACAGCUUGAAGCCAAGUUGAGCAACCCACUCGCUCCGGUUCCGGACCGUAAUGAUGUUAAAGUUUUUCCACCAAGCCACAACGUAUUACUGCAACGGUUGUUAGACGUGGGACGUGACCGAGCCUGGACCGGUGGUUCUGGUGCUUCGAAAGUUUCGGAUAGUUUGCUUCACUGACCGCCAACCAGCUCUGGCUAGUGAGUUCCUUCUGCGGACACGCUAAUAGGUGUGCAAUUACCUAAUGUCCUACUGCUGAUCGCCGUGUUUUUUCACGUUGAAGAUCAAAGUAGGCUAAUUAGAUCGCCACCGCAACGGAUUAGACCAUACACGAGGAGCGAGAUUAGUGACAGGCCGGUCAUGUUUGUGGCUGGUGUGUAGGUACUGUGUAAAGGUCCGUGCAGGGUACGUGAAAUUGGAUUCGGAUUCAAGCGACGUGUAAAAAAAGUGUUCGGAGAUUUCCCGUAGGAUUUUACUGCUGUUGUGAGUGUUUGUUCGUUCAACGCCGGAACCGGCAGUUUUUUUACACACAGUUGGAUUUACGCGGCGCCAGCGGUAAAAGAAUUCGGUAAACCGGAGAAAGGUAGCAAUUGGUGUCAAUCAGAAUAUUCGUGCAACCGUGAAACACCUGCCGACCGCAGGAUUUGUGAGUGACAGCGGAGAGAAAAAAAUCCAAUAAAAUUAAGCCAACAUACCCCAGAAUAAUGGAAAUCCCAACGAUAAUGGAUGGGAUGAUGAAAAGCGCGCUGGUCCUGCAUGACGAUCGGUCCUCGCGGAAUAGCCACAGCAGCUCAGGUUCCCCCUCAAUGAUGCACGACAAGAAAAAAAUGCUCGACCUCACCCGAGACAAACCGAUCAAAAUCGCCGUCCGGGUUCAGGUGCCCGUCAGGGAUCAUCCCAAGUUCAACUUUGUCGGCAAGCUGCUCGGUCCGAAGGGGAACUCCCUGAAGCGGCUCCAGGAGGAAACGAUGUGCAAAAUGGCAGUGCUUGGCAAGGGUUCAAUGCGGGACCGGAAGAAGGAAGAGGAACUGCGACAUAGCGGCGACCCACGGUAUGCGCAUCUAGCCGAGGAUCUGCACGUCGAGAUUUCCACCUACACAGCACCGGCCGAGGCGCACGCUCGCAUCGCGUAUGCCCUGGCCGAGGUUCGACGUUUUCUGGUGCCGGACUAUCACGACGACAUCCGACAGGAGCAAAUGUGGGAAAUGCAUGCACUCAACUCGGCUCAAACUGCGUCCAAUGGAACCAAUGGGAACUGUAAUGGAGCCACCAUGAGCAACGGACAUAGCACCAACGGCAUCCCGUCGAACGGAAACGCGACACUGAACGGGUGUAAUCCGGAUAUGAUGCACCAUCAGCAGCAACAGCAGCAGCAGCAGCACGGUGUGGAUUCUCUCUCGAAUGGCGUUGGCGGCAAUAUUUUGUCUGCAGCAACGACACCCACUGCUGUAACAACGCCAGGCUCGGAAGUCACCAACGGUCAACAGCACAAUCCAAGUUCUGUUGGCGUCACCAUGGCCUCUGUCGUCACCGCCACCAAUGGCACACAUCAACAUAAUUCACACCAGCAGCAGCAGCAGCAACUUCAGACCCAUCAUCAUCACCCUCAUCAUCAUCCCCAUCAUCAGUUCCUGACGAGCAGUGCGGUCGACGCCGUCACAGCGGCUGCCACCGAUCUCAGCAACCUGAUGCCGGUCGAUGUCAACAUGACGUCCGCCAAUCACUUCGUGAAUACCCUGCCAACCACAGACAUCGAAGCUCAGACGCUGGCUUUUGUGGAGUCGGCCAACGCUUUUCUGCAUCCGGCACUGCGAGGAGUCAAAACAGUGAGCUUAGCCCGGAAACGACCGCUGCUUGGGGGCCCCCGGUCCAGCAUGAAUCCAACGAAGCGAACCGUGAUGACGUUGAUUGCCCGCGCCCGGACAGCUCAGGCGAUGCACGGAGCAAGCCGAUCGACCGGUCCCAUCGGAGAGCAUGUUUUCUCUUUGGACAGACCGAUCCAGGUGAUUACGUCACCGCUGAUUCUGCAACCACAGCUGGACCUGUUGCAGAGCAACGGCACCGGUACGCUGCCGAAGGAGAACAUCCUGCAGGGGGCUUAAGAGGUCAAGUCGAAACCGGACACUGCUUUCGAUGAGUCGGUAGUGAUAGAUUAAAGGAGGCAUACCAGCGACAGCAGCAGCCGACCGAUGCGAGGCUCGGAAUGGGAUCGAAGCCAAAUAAUAAUAAUAAAAUCACACCCAUUGAACACACCAAAUUUAGUAAUUAUCACUCAAUCACCUACACUCACAAGACAAAGGCACCAACGAGAGUUGUCAAGUAAUAAAAUUCACUAUAAAUUGUUCAGGUUUCAGUAACAGCAUAUAAACAAAAUUUCAAGUAUGAACAAAAAGCAUUGCAACGUAGCAAGCGUCAACACUAUCGCAUCACAACGACACAAGCAAAUGGACCCAAAGAAAACAAGCUUCCCAAACCCUUUCCGGACUGAGUCGAAGCAAGCCAUGACAGGCACGUAGCCAGAGGGGGGGCUAGGGGGCUAAAGCCCCCCCCGAAACUUUUCAAAAAUAAAUUUAAGAAGCAACAUGUUUUUCGGUAACUCGUAAAAAAAUUGUAUCUUGUUUGGUUUCAACAAAUUAAUGGGAGAAUGGUGAGGAAGAUUGCUAUUUCGAGCCACCGAAGACAUCG
Molecule: messenger RNA, 3669 nt
Organism: Topomyia yanbarensis
Lineage: Eukaryota; Metazoa; Arthropoda; Insecta; Diptera; Culicidae
Product: RNA-binding protein asd-2
Exons: 11
Coding region: 1689-3086 (465 amino acids)
Biological process (GO): regulation of alternative mRNA splicing, via spliceosome
Cellular component (GO): nucleus
Molecular function (GO): mRNA binding
Source: RefSeq, a predicted model, not a curated record